Molecule: messenger RNA, 324 nt
Organism: Leishmania mexicana MHOM/GT/2001/U1103
Lineage: Eukaryota; Euglenozoa; Kinetoplastea; Trypanosomatida; Trypanosomatidae
Product: putative glutaredoxin
Exons: 1
Coding region: 1-324 (107 amino acids)
Biological process (GO): cellular response to oxidative stress
Cellular component (GO): cytoplasm
Molecular function (GO): glutathione disulfide oxidoreductase activity
Source: RefSeq, a predicted model, not a curated record
AUGAAUCAAGCCCUAGACCCUGCACGUGCGCCGCAGUUCCUGGACUCGAUGCUGCGCCGCAACCGCAUCGUGCUCAUCUCAGCCACCUACUGCCAGUUUUCCACCAAGCUGAAGAUGUUGCUAAUUGAGCUGAAGCACCGCUUUGUCUCGCUGGAGAUUGACAUUAUUCCCAACGGGCGAGAAGUUUUCCAGGAGGUGGUGGCCCGCACCGGCGUGCACACAGUGCCGCAAGUGUUCCUCAACGGUAAGUACCUUGGCGGAUACGACGACCUCAUCGCGCUCUACCACAAGAGAGAGCUCUCCGAGACUCUCGAGAAGCGGUGA